This is a messenger RNA of Hyla sarda, 4176 nucleotides long. RefSeq names its product leucine rich repeat containing 8 VRAC subunit E (gene LRRC8E). Gene Ontology annotation, molecular function: protein binding. Lineage: Eukaryota; Metazoa; Chordata; Amphibia; Anura; Hylidae. The transcript is spliced from 5 exons. Bases 251 to 2665 code for a protein of 804 amino acids. The record is from RefSeq and is a predicted model, not a curated record.
GGCGACUAGGGGUUAUCCCACUAAGAGCAUCCUAUCAGUACGGAGGAACUCUGACUGUACACAAGAGAUUUUUCAAGAUUUGCAGCAAAACAGCAUCACAAUAAAGCAAGGUCCUUGGUUGCUGGAACUGAUGGGCCGCAGUAUAUUGCCACCAUGCCCUGUCUUGGUAGUGGUACCAUAAGACUAAAGAGACUAAAACUAAGAGGUUUGGUGCCAUGUUUGAUCUGCGAAAGCCUGAGUCGCAGCCAUCAUGAUUCCCGUGGCCGAGUUCAAGCAGUUCACGGAGCAGCAGCCGGCCUUCAAAGUGCUAAAACCCUGGUGGGAUGUCCUGGCCGAGUAUAUCACCAUCGCCAUGCUCAUGAUUGGGGUCUUUGGAUGCACCCUACAGAUAACUCAGGAUAAGAUCAUAUGUCUACCUAACCAUACCUCUGCUGACUAUGUUUCUCAAAUCACCUGCAAAGAGUACUCCCAAAACACACAAGCCACAAACUCUAGUGAAGAGCAGGCUGUAUCCACCCCAUCUCCAGCUUCUACUCCCAGUCCCCCGCGUGAGAUGAGUGGACUACGUAAUAACUUGGACCUUCAGCAGUACAGCUUCAUAAAUCAGAUGUGCUAUGAAACUGCGUUACAUUGGUAUGCAAAGUACUUCCCAUAUCUUGUGGUCAUUCACACCCUAAUUUUCAUAAUUUGUGGAAACUUCUGGUUCAAAUUUCCUGGCACUAGCUCAAAAAUUGAACAUUUCAUCUCCAUCUUGGGCAAAUGUUUUGAUUCUCCGUGGACAACUCGAGCCCUGUCUGAGGUUUCAGGAGAGACCACCACACAGGAGAAGGUGGCAGAGAGAGACCUUUCGAAGACCAACUUUGAUGAAACCAGUCCAGUAAUGGCUGAUGUCUCUGUUCCAGAGAAAAUUGUGGUAGAGACUCCUUCAGCUAGUGUUCUGGACAAAAAGGAAGGAGAGCAAGCUAAGGCCUUGUUUGAGAAGGUCAAGAAAUUCCGGCAUCAUGUGGAAGAAGGUGAUAUUCUCUAUUCCAUGUACAUGCGUCAGACUAUAUUAAAAGUCUGCAAGUUUGUUCUAAUCACCGUCUACAAUGCUGCCUUGGUUGGGCAAAUACACUUUAUCGUCCCCUGUAGCGUGCAUACAGAGGACAUGACUGGAUACAACAGUUUUUGCUGCAACCACACUAAAGCCCACCUCUUCUCCAAGCUGGCUAUCAGCUAUUUGUGCUUCCUGGGCGUAUAUGGCUUAACCUGUUUCUAUACACUCUACUGGCUCUUUCGUCGUCCCCUCAAGGAGUAUUCGUUCAGAUCAGUGCGAGAAGAAACAGGGAUCGGGGAUAUCCCUGACGUGAAGAAUGAUUUUGCAUUUGUACUUCAUUUAGUGGAUCAGUAUGAUUCCCUCUACUCUAAAAGAUUUGCUGUCUUUCUAUCAGAAGUUAGUGAAAGUCGGCUACGGCAGCUCAAUCUCAACCACGAGUGGCCAGCCGAUAAACUAAGACAGAAACUUCAGCAAACUCCAGAAGGCCGCCUGGAACUUCAUCUCUUCAAGCUGCCAGGAUUGCCAGAUACAGUGUUUGAAGUGACUGAGACCGAAUCCCUUAAACUUGAAAUGCUCACUGAGGCCCUUAUCCCUCCGUUGGUGUCCAAGUUAGUCAAGUUAGAAGAGUUGUCGUUGUUUAACUGCCCGGCUAAAGUCCAACAUGCUUCCCUGACUUACCUCCGGGACAAUCUUAGGGUUCUUCAGAUUAAAUUUGAAGAUAUAAAAGAGAUUCCACUUUGGGUUUUUAGUCUUCGGGCUCUUGAGGAGCUACAUUUGUUUGGCUACCUGUCCCCAGAUGCCUCGAAAAAUGUUGCGCUUGAAAGCUUAAAGGAGUUAAAAAGUCUAAAGGUGUUGAUGCUAAAGGGCAAUCUUUCCAAAGUUCCUCAGACUGUUGCAGAUGUGGCCAGCCAUUUGCUAAAGCUCUGUAUACAUAAUGAUGGAACCAAGCUCCUUACACUUAAUGCAUUGAAAAGGCUUUCCUUGUUAAAAGAAUUAGAGCUUAUCCGAUGUGAUCUCGAGCGGAUUCCUCAUGCGGUCUUCAGUCUCAACAAUCUACAGAUGCUGGACUUGAAGGAGAACAGCCUGCAUACCAUAGAAGAAAUCAUCAGUCUGCAGCACUGCCGGAAACUAAGCAUUCUACGCUUGUGGCACAACCACAUUGCCUACAUCCCCGAGCACAUCCGCAAACUGAAGGGUCUUGAAGAGUUGUGCCUAAAUCGCAACAAGAUCCUUGUAUUGCCACCUCAACUUUUCCUGUGUACCAAACUACGCCACCUUGACCUCUCCUUUAAUGAAAUCCGAGAGCUGCCACCAGAAGUGGGAGUUCUGCAGAUGCUGCAGUUCUUGGCUUUGACGGGGAACUUCUUGGAAGAUCUUCCCAAUGAGCUAUUUUUCUGCCAAAGGCUUAAGACUUUGAAGUUAGGUCAGAAUAAACUUACAAGUUUGUCACCCAGAAUUGGGUCCCUUGUCUCCUUAGUAAGACUGGAAUUAAAAGGGAAUAAGAUCGACCUGCUGCCACCAGAACUCGGGUCAUGCACUGGUCUUAAAAAGACUGGUUUUGUGGUGGAACAUUCUUUGCUGGAGACCUUACCUCUAGAUGUUAGAGAUAGGCUAAGUGAAGAUGUAUAGUGGGGUUGGAUGCUAGAACAGUCAUUUGAAAAUGGUCUAGUUUGAUAAAACCCACCUCCGUAAUCACCAAAAAGUUGGGAAAAGUACAGAGACUAUGAAGAACAGGUAAACGUGAUCUGAGAAGGUCAACCAAGAUAUUUUGUUAAAUACCUCCCGUUGUUUGUCUUACAUUACUCGGCAUGCAUUGUGUAUACCUCCAUAAUAGCCUUAUUAAAAGUUGACAUCUUCAAGAAUGUCUUCAAGACCAAGAAGUCUUAGCUCAGGAAUAUGCUUCUUUCGAGGUCAAACUAAUCUUCUAUUCUGAUUGUAUCCAUAUAGAGGAGAGUUGUCAGUCCAUGAUGUGUUGGUUACUUUUUCUUAAGCUGUUGACGUCUGUAUAUUUGGUUUUAUUUAAGACAGUUGUUACAUAGAGGUUCUAUGCAAUAUUUGAAUAUCUGUGUUUACUAAUAAGCUAUCGUACCUACACCCACCACUUGACUGUGUAGAAAAUGAAAAAUGCUGAUUUGCAGAUGUUCUGGAGGGUCUUGCACCCUUACUGUCCUAAGUUGAGGCCAGAUGUGAAGCCUGCACUAUAAAUGUUUAAACCAGCAUUUCUUACCCAGGGUACCACGAGCUGUUGGCAAAUUACAACUCCCAAUGGCGGUCUUGGCAAGUUGGGAGUUUUAAUUUGGCAACAGCGCAAGGCACCCUGGGUAGGAAACGCUAAUUAAAGGAACACUUCUUAAAGGGGUACGCCGCUGCUCAGCGUUUGGAAAAAACUGUUCCGAAGGCUGGAGCUGACACCAGGAGCUUGUGGCGUUAGAGCACCGCCCCCUCAUGACGUCACACCCCACCCCCUCAAUGCAAGUCUAUGGGAGGGGGCAUGACAGCCGUCACGCCCCCUCCCAUAGACUUGCAUUGAGAGGACGUGAUGUCAUGAGGGGACGGGGCUAUGACGUCACGAGCUGCCGGCUCCAGCGUUCGGAACAGUUUGUUCCAAACGCUGAGGAGCGGAGUACCCCUUUUAAGCCAAGCGUAGGCUCUGGGGGGUGCUCAAAAGGAUGCAAAAGAUGCACUCUCCCUUCAGUUCCUUCUUUAGGCCCCAUUCACGUGGUGGAAGUUCCAAGCAGAAUGCAGCAAUUCGGUUGCAGCAGGUUCCCAUUCUUUUCAAUGGGAUUCUGCUGCAUUGUGCACACGACGGAAUUUCAGUAGCGGAAACAUCUGCCAUUGAAAUUCAGAUUCUGGCCUCUGCAGAAACAAUUCACAUGUCCUAUUCUUUCUGCGGAGUUUGCUUGGAAAUGCAUUGCUGUCUAGGGUGAUGAGGUGUUUCUGAGUAAUCCUAGCAACUGCAUGUUCUGCCAGUGCCCACUUUCUGCAAAAUGUCUGCUGAAAAUUUUCCAGACGGACGUUCCGCAAAAAAAAAAAAAAAUCUGUCUUGUGAACAUUAGAUAUAACGCAGUGUAUUAGAUUCCCUGGAGCCUUCCUGAAGCAUUAGAAUGGUUUAGCAUCUUAUCGAAUGACCAGCACGUGGC